Messenger RNA from Trichoderma virens Gv29-8, 789 nucleotides. RefSeq lists its product as uncharacterized. The coding region runs from base 1 to 789 and encodes 262 amino acids. NCBI's taxonomy places the organism in Eukaryota, Fungi, Ascomycota, Sordariomycetes, Hypocreales, Hypocreaceae. The transcript has a single exon. Gene Ontology annotation, molecular function: oxidoreductase activity. The record is from RefSeq and is a predicted model, not a curated record.
AUGCCGUCUAUAUCAGGCCACAGAGUCCUUGUCCUUGGGGGAUCAUCUGGGAUAGGAUUUGCCGUGGCAAAAUUAGCCCUUGCAGAGAACAUUGGUCAUCUGGUCAUUGCAUCUUCCAAUAGGACGAAACUAGACGACGCCGUGAAGGCGCUCAUCAAAGCAGUACCCGGUUCGGACAGUCGAAUAUCCGGCCUUGUGGUCGAUCUUGGUGGCGAGGACACAGAGAUGCAGCUCGAAAGGGCACUCAAUGACGCCGUUGCUGCUUCCGGAGGACCUCUCGAUCAUAUUGUUCACAGCGUGAGCAAUAGACGAGGCCGAAUUGUUCCAUUUUCAGAAGUUGACUACGAAACCAUUCAUGGACUGUUUGUUCCAAGAUUUGUUCAGUUGGCACUCCUCGGAAAACUGGGACCCAAAUACAUGAACAACAAAGGCACCUCGUCCAUCAUUCUUACUGCUGGCCAUGUCGAAGAUGUACCGAUGCCAGGCAUGGGCGUUCUCUCUAGUGUUGGCUCUGCCACUACGGGUAUGGCCAUAGGGCUAGCGGUUGAUAUUAGCCCGAUACGUGUAAAUACAGUUGCGCCUGGCAUCACGGUGACGAGCAUGGUGACUGAGGAGACGGGCGAAACGAUGGCGUCUGCAAUAUUUGAGCUUGCAUCGAGGCAAUCGCUAGUCGGGAGGCCCGGAACGCCUGACGAGGUUGCUGAGGCCUAUGUGUAUUUGAUGAAGGACACAAAUGCUACUGGCGCCUCAGUCAAGUCAUCAGGAGGAUCUGUUAUUCGUUCAGCUUAA